AUGGUGCAUGGCCAGGUAGUGGAAAUCUCUGCCGCAGAGACAAAUGGGGACGCCUGUCAUGCGUUGCUCCGCAAUUGCGGCAGCAAUGCCCCGCUUCAGCUUCAUCACGACAUCCAGGAUCAAGUCGAAGGGAAGUCCUUCGAUCAUAUCACAGACUGCUUCACUCCUGUCUGCACCCCCGGAGAACCCGUGCACCUGUACUUCGCCGGCUGCCCACACAACUCUGGGUCGAGUGCCGAUGAGGAGAGUGCCAAGUCGCAUGCGGAGGCUCUUUGCAGCAUGAUUGCCGACUUCAUGCCCCAGUGCUUCAUCGUGGAGAACCUGGUGGACAGUAGGUUUUCCGAGAUAUUUCGCACUCGUGCCGUUGGCGAACAGUACGAGUGGUUCGCCUUGCCGAUGAACUGUCACCCUUUGCCCACUCUGCGCUCACGGGUUUACACCAUUGGGGCCAAGGUGGGUGUGAAUCUGGGUCCGAACGGCUUCCAGGGCAUGAAGCGGAAUUUGUAUGAAUUGGUGGCCAAAAUUGCUGCAAUGCCCCUGCACCACUUCGAAGCUUUCCUCCAGGGAACGGAGGACCGUGUUCGGGAGCCCAUGCGCCGAUGGCUCGAUGCAGAGGCUGAGGCUAAGUACACCAGUUGCUUCAAAGAAGCAAUCGGCAGGGCUAUGGACUGCAAGGCUAUCCCCAAGGACUACAAGAUGCUACUCAAGCAUCCCGACAGCCGUGUAUCUUCGCGGUGUCCCGACCUUGAGCCUUGGAUCUCUGCCCAGAUCGAUGCGUAUGAGCUCGUCAUUGCUUACUUGUUGAAGGGCUCGGAGAUGACAGAGGAGCAAAAGGGCAAGCUGCACAUCGUAGCCGAUGUCGGCCAAACCUGUGGCCGAGGGAAAAUCGCUCUGUUCGGAGACUUACCAGCUGUGGCCUCUUCCUCGCGGUGGUUUUCUUUUAAAUUCCACAGGUUCUUGAGCACUACUGAGAUGGCUUCGUGUAUGGGCUUCCCGCACAGCAAGAAGAAAGCUGCGUCCGUGCCAGUUCCUGCUGCAGAGGAGAAUAUGGCUUCGUCGCAUCCGACCAUGCUGGCACUGAUGGACAAAUGGACAGCAACCUCUUUCCAGGAGUGGCUGAAGCAGCAGCCCAUGGAGCCGCAGGCCUUUGGAGGCCUGCAAGCCUUUGACGAGCAGGGCUUCGUUGAGGCUAUGCACUCGGGAGGGGAGUACAACUGCACCGUCCACGCAUCGUCCAUCCUGCCGAGCACUUUGACUCACAGUCAUUUGGUCCCGGGGAUGUCUGCUGUCCAGCGGGUGAUGGACAACUUGUGGUGCCGCGAGUCGGCUUCCUUUCAUGGUUUGACAUGGCAGGAGAUAACGUACAUCGGGGCCUGGUCCAAGGAGGAGGCUCCGGCUAUGGGCAGCCUACAGCCUUUGAGUCAGGAUGUACAACGGCUUGGCUUCUGGAUGCGGUUACUUCAAGCCCAUGAAGAAGGAUGGGCCAGCGAGCUGGCUCUCGCGCUGCGCACAAUGAAAGUGUGUUUCGUGUUCGUCGCCACGGCAGAAAAGCUCGAGUCCAAGAAAUGGGAGCUCUCCGCGAAGCAGGACACACUUGCCGAGACAGCCAUUCUGCGUGGAUGGAAACGGGUCUUGGGGAUUGUGCACUUAAAGUCGCAGAUGGUAUCGCGGUGGCUUGCCAAGGAAAAGGUGAUCGUGUCAAAGGAGCAGAUUGGUGCCAUGGUCUUGGUCAGAAGGCGUGUCGGUGAGGCAGACCUGGACAGCUUUAUGACCGAGAUGGAGGAGCAGCACGGAGUCGAUCACCUUCUCUCGAAGUACGGUACGAUCGAGAAACUGUGCCAAUUGACCAACGUGAAAAGUGACGCGAAGCUCAGCAAUGCGCUCCUUGCAUAUGCCAUGCAUGAUAUCCGCGAGCGCUUGAAGAACUUCGUUCUGAGCAACUCUGAGACGAAGCAGGGUGUGCUUGCAAGUGCAAAGGGAUCCCUCCUAUCACGCCGAAUCCUGUUCUACCUCAUCAGCAAACUCAGGCUAGCCAGGAGUGAGAUCAAGGCCUGCCCGGAGGACCUUGGCCUUGCCACCAACCUCCGUUCGGCAGCAGGAUUCUUUUCGAAUUUUCUGUCCCACAAGGCUUACCACGACUCCGGCUUGACGACCCUCGCUUCGGACAAGACGUGGCUGUCCCAGCUGCUGCCCUACCAGAGGGAUAGUUUGCAAAGUCUCCGAUUGCUGCUGGAACCGAGCCCUGCAAUGUGCAAGCUCCUGGAGGACACGGUUGAGAAGAACCAACACAUCAGUGCUGAAGAAGUCCUGCAGCAGCCACGCUGGGAUUCGGAACUCUCCUUGCAGAAGCUGCUCAUUGCGAAGGAGAGCUGGCCUCAGAAUGUAAUCUCGCCCUGGCAGGAUCUGGAUGCCCUGCAUCCAGCUCCUGUGGUUGAAGCACCUCCCGUGCAGAAGCUGGCCGAUGAGAAGAAGGUUGACGAAGAGGCCCAGGCGAAGGAUGCAAACCAGUCGGCGGAGACCGCUGCAGAGAUUGAGUCUGAUGACAAGAUGGUGUGCCACGAGCAAGACAUCCAGGCAAUGCCUUGCGAGAUCGUGGAGGCUCAGAAAGCAGAGCUGACGGUCAGCGAGAUCAUGCAGGAGGUGAUUCACGACUUGGUGUUGCCUACGUGGCUUCUGGACAUCUUCAAGAAGGUGACACCAGAGGUGCUCAAGACGAUGAUCGAGUCUGCCACGUCCCGUCUUGGACUUAUAAGCUUGGAGUGCUGUGCGGACGCCUGGGUGCACUUCGAGGUGAUGGAGAAUACUUCCCUGCCCAAGAUGAUCCAAAAGUACUUGGCUCAGGAUGGGAGCAAGCUCAUCAUUAUGGACGGGAAGCACCUCGGCCAUGGCCGGCAGGGACACUCGCCUGGUGUACCGCUGCCGUUCAUGCGUGCUGUGCUUGGCAGUGUCCUGGAAAUUGCGGAUGAGGAGGCGGUUCACUUCAAGGGGGACAACAUCCUCCUAGUCACCGACGGCCGCAACAACAAGUGCGAGGCGCAGCUGAAGAAGGAACUCAAGCUGGGGACGAAGAAAGCACGCAACAUCUGCAAACGAAAAGGCAUUCUGCAGAUCCGUUGCCUGUAUCACCUCCGGGAGUUCUCAAGUUCAGGACAUUUGGCGAUCAAAUCCAAGAAGGUGCUGCAUGCACAGCUGGCGGAACCGCUAGAAAACUGGAUGGUUUUGCGAGGGAAAACCUGUGCAAUCCCUGCGAUCCCUCGCAAGCACGUGGACAUGGGCGAGUCGUCGUCGCGUUCAAUCUCGAAUCUGAGCCUGAAGUCGAAAGAAGAGUGCGAUCUGUGCCUGGUCAUGCCGAAUGUCAUGGAGAGCAUCUACUCCACAUGCUGUCAAAUCUUCGAUUCAACUGGUGGCAAGCAAGCUGAAGAGAAAGAGGAGAAGGUCACAUCCGACACAGAUGAGGCCGCCAGCGGGGAGAGUGACAAGGAGAUGGAUCCUGUGCAAGACCCCGGCAUGCCAUGCUAUUUGUUUCCGAUGGGCAACAGCGAGGCUGCCUCCCGGGAGAUGCUGAACCUGUUCGGUGGCAAGGACAAGCAGAAGCGCCAGUGCUUGGACAUCUCGCCAGGCUCGGGCAGCCUGGCAUGGGCUUGCGCAAGAGAUGAGUACCGAUACACGGGCCUCGUUGCUUCGGCUCAGCAUGGCCGAGUGUUGCGGAGCAGUUUGAUCGCACUGAUUCUGAAGGAGAUGGUGCUCGGCCGCAAGGAUGGUGGCUUCUGCAACAGACGUUUUUUGUCCAAAAGUCGUUCCUUGGGAUCAACGAUCGACGAGGAGCAGCACCGGAUGCCAAGCAAUCAGCCCUUGGUCCAGCAAACUCUUUUCAAUGUGAUCAAAGAACAGGCGCCUGCAAGUGAAGCGCCCCAGCCGCUGAAUUCCGGCGCCACACCGCCUCCGAUUACCGAUGUGAAGCCACGGCACAGUGGCAGCAAGGAAGAUGACAGCUUCUCAGAUUGA
Molecule: messenger RNA, 4005 nt
Organism: Symbiodinium sp. CCMP2592
Lineage: Eukaryota; Dinophyceae; Suessiales; Symbiodiniaceae
Source: the annotation of a GenBank genome assembly